Physella acuta is the source of this 4090-nucleotide messenger RNA. RefSeq names its product dynamin-1. The record is from RefSeq and is a predicted model, not a curated record. Gene Ontology annotation, cellular component: plasma membrane; microtubule; cytoplasm. NCBI's taxonomy places the organism in Eukaryota, Metazoa, Mollusca, Gastropoda, Physidae. Gene Ontology annotation, biological process: synaptic vesicle budding from presynaptic endocytic zone membrane; receptor internalization. Gene Ontology annotation, molecular function: GTPase activity; microtubule binding; GTP binding.
AGCUAGCAAACGUCACUUCCGCCAUGGUAGGGUUUGUCCGACUCAUCGAUCGAGCUUAAAUAUUUUCCAAAAAUGUCGGGCAACGCUGGUAUGGAGCAUCUUAUUCCUAUAGUGAAUAAACUACAGGAUGUAUUUGCUUCAUUAGGAGUACCUCUUUCAUUAGAUCUUCCACAAAUAGCUGUCGUGGGAAGCCAAAGUGCUGGAAAAAGUAGUGUUCUCGAGAAUUUUGUGGGCAGAGAUUUCCUUCCCAGAGGUUCAGGCAUUGUGACCAGACGACCUUUGGUAUUGCAGCUGAUAUAUAGCAGAACAGAGUAUGCCGAAUUCAUCCACUGCAAAGGCAAAAAGUUCACAGAUUUUAGUUUGGUGCGGAAGGAGAUUGAAGAUGAGACAGAUAGGGCUACUGGAGGUAACAAAGGCAUCUCUAACAUCCCGAUCAAUUUACGAGUAUACUCUCCUAAUGUGCUCAACUUGACACUGAUUGACUUGCCUGGUAUGACAAAGGUACCUGUAGGAGACCAACCCCCAGACAUUGAGCAACAGAUCCGUGGGAUGUUGAUGGAGUUCAUUACCAAAGACUCAUGUCUCAUUCUUGCAGUAACACCAGCUAACUCUGAUCUUGCCAACUCUGAUGCUCUUAAAAUCGCUAAAGAAGUUGAUCCCCAGGGCAUACGAACUAUUGGCGUUAUUACCAAGCUAGACUUGAUGGAUGAAGGCACAGAUGCUAGGGAGGUUUUAGAAAACAAACUUCUUCCAUUAAGAAGGGGCUAUAUUGGUGUUGUAAAUAGAAGUCAAAAAGAUAUUGAUGGCAAAAAAGACAUUAGGGCUGCUUUAGCAGCAGAAAGAAAAUUUUUCUUGUCACAUCCUGCCUACAGGCACAUAGCAGAUCGCCUAGGCACACCUCAUCUACAGAAAGUUCUCAACCAGCAGUUGACUAAUCACAUCAGAGAUACUCUCCCAUCACUCCGUAAUAAACUGCAGUCUCAGCUUCUGGCCAUGGAGAAAGAAGUUGAAGAGUACAAGAACUUUAGGCCAGAUGAUCCAGCAAGAAAGACAAAAGCCAUGAUGCAAAUGAUCUCCCAGUUCAGCACAGAUUUUGAGAGGGAUAUAGAAGGCUUUGGUACCCAUGUUUCUACAGAAGAUUUGUCUGGUGGUGCCAAGAUAAACAGAAUUUUUCAUGAAAGAUUCCCAUUUGAACUUGUAAAGAUGGAAUUUGAUGAAAGGGAGUUAAGAAAAGAAAUAGCUAUCACAAUUAAAAACAUUCAUGGUAUCAGAACUGGACUUUUUACACCAGAUAUGGCAUUUGAGAGCAUAGUUAAGAAACAAAUUAAUCGACUCAAAGAGCCAUCUUUGCACUGUGUAGACCUAGUUGUCACAGAAUUAUCUACAGUUGUCAGGAAAUGCACAGAACGAAUGGUGCGUUAUCCUCGAUUAAGAGAGGAGACUGAACGUAUUGUCAAUACACGCAUUAGAGAGCAGGAGCAGGUAGCCAAGCAGCAGAUUCUUCAACUCAUAGACAUUCAGCUUUCAUACAUGAAUACUAAUCAUGAAGAUUUCAUUGGAUUUGCUAAUGCUCAACAGAAAUCAGAAAACACCAACAAAAGAAAACUAGGCAACCAGGUCAUACGUAAAGGCUGGUUAUCCCUACACAAUGUCAGCUUUAUCAAAGGGGGUUCCAAAGACUUCUGGUUUGUCUUAACAGCCGAAUCAUUGUCUUGGUACAAAGAUGAAGAGGAGCGAGAAAAACGCUACAUGUUGCCUCUAGAGAGCUUACAGGUGCGAGAUGUGGAGGGCGGUAUAUUCCAGUCUAAACACAUGUUUGCUCUUUAUAAUCCUACAGCAAGAAACGUCUACAAAGAUUACAAGCAGCUAGAGCUGUCAGCUGAAUCACAAGAUGAUGUGGACAGCUGGAAAGCAUCAUUUUUACGUGCUGGGGUCUACCCUGAGAGGACAACAGAGGAAGGAGGAAGUCAGUCAAAAGAUGACUACUCCUCAAUGGACCCUCAGCUGGAGAGGCAAGUUGAGACUAUCAGAAACUUGGUGGACUCUUACUUAAAGAUUGUCAACAAAACACAGAGAGACCUUGUUCCAAAGACUAUUAUGUAUCUUAUUAUAAGCAAUAUGAAGAUUUUUAUCAAAGAUGACUUAUUGCCUGGUUUGUACUCCGCAGGAGAUCAGGGUCAAAUGAUGGAAGAGUCAGCAGAAGAAGCCCUGCGCAGAGAAGAAAUCCUCCGCAUGUACCAUGCCACUAAGGAUGCUCUACAGAUUAUAUCAGAUGUGUCCACCUCUACUGUUACCACUCCCACCCCACCUCCAGUCAAAGAUGAUUGGUUAGGUCCUGAGGAGAACAUGAACUCUGGCGCUCCACCAUACAACAAUCGACCACCAAGUCCUGCUAGGCCACGUGGUGUUCCACCCCUCCCCAACAGACCAAUGGAUCAACCCCUUCAGCCAACGAGAGCUGCUCCAGGUGUUCCAAAUCGCCCAGCUCCCGAGAGACCAAUGCCUAGUAUACCAGCCCGCCCGGUGAGUGUAAACAGACAAGUUCCGCGAAUCCCAGACCGACCUCAGAGACCAAACUAAAUUAGUCAGGCCGUGAUAAACACUGAACAAAUGUCCAUCUACAGACAGCACUAUGAUACUUCCUCCCAGUAUCUUAUAAUUUUGUGCUAUGGAUGCGGAUUAAAAAAAAACUGUUGAUGUAUAUUUUUUUGUGUACAACCUUUUCACUGUUAGUUUAACUGUACAAAUAUUUGAUGUGAAUGGUUUGAUUGAUAAUUCAGAAUGGCAGGCUUAUGCUGUAUGAUAUAUUUUAAAAUUGAUUAUUUAUGUCUGGCUAAUGGGAAAGUUUUUGUUUUAAAGCACUGUUCCAUUUAAUUUCUCUGUUGACUAGCCUACUAGUUGCACUGUUGUCAAGCAUUUAAAUCUGGCCAGAUUUUUUUCAUCACUUGAGUUCAUCUGUUUAACAUCAACUGUGGUAUUUCUAGAUAGUAAAGUAGUAAGAAAAAUAUCACCAGCUAUUUCUUUUCGCAAAAAUUUCUAAUAAUUUUUUUUUUAAUUAUGAUUUUUAAUUUUUUUUUUUUGCGUGUACAAUAUUAUUUAUAAAUCAUUGCUGUAGAGCACAAAUAAUGUUGUUAUACUUGAAUCCAUAAUAGUUGUAAAAAAUGUAUUUUAUUACAACCUAUGAUUGAAUUUUUAUAGGAGUAAUGUAUUCAUGAUUUCAUGUUCCCUUAUUGAUUGCAAUAUCUUGCUAAGAGGUAGCUAGUGAACUUUGACUUGAAGCAAUCAGGAGUUUUGUGGGUUGAUAGACUGUGAUGAAUGACCUUAUAAAAAAUUAGCUUGUCUAAAACAAAUGUUUGGUACAUCUAGAACAUUGAUCAUGAUGGUGUUCAAUAUGUGAUAAAUAGAUGGACCAGGCCAUGGUAGAUUGGUGUAGUGCAAUGUUUUUUCUUACUUGACUGUCAUGUUAGUGGCCAGCAGUUGUAGGGAUGGCUGUUAGACCAGACAUUGGUGUAGAUAGAUACAUGUUCUCUGUGUCCUAUUGUAGUCACUAUUUUACUCUAUAGAAAACAACACAUCUCCUAGAAGAUAUCAAGACCUUUGGAUUAAUGGAUGCUGGAACUUUGUUGUUUUUUUUUCAAUUCAUGGCCAGGUUGAGUUGUCUUUGAGCAAAUUAACUUUAUCUUCCAAAAUGUCGGCUUUAACAAUUACUUACAAUGUUUUUGAACAAUCUGUUAGAACAUUCAUUUUCGUAACUAUAUUCAAGACGUACAGUGACAAAUGUAGCAUCUUUGUGAAUAAUCUUUUUUCUCAUGCCAGAUUAUAUUAAAAAUGUCACAUUUUAAUUAAUAACCUCAGCAAACUUAAUUGUUUCCUCCAUUUGUUCUGUCAUGCCAUUUUUAUUUCAUGAGGGAUUAUUGUCCAGUCAUUAGGGUUUCAGCCACAGCUUCAUUACCUAACCUCUGUCAGCCAUUUUCAAUAAAAAUCAUGAGUGCUAUGAGAUAGGUCAUUAUUCCCACUGCAAUAGGUCAUUAUUCCAAAAGCUUUGAUAUGAUAUCACAAUUUAAAUGUGAAAUACAUUCAUGUUCAUUAA